Molecule: messenger RNA, 1215 nt
Organism: Symbiodinium necroappetens
Lineage: Eukaryota; Dinophyceae; Suessiales; Symbiodiniaceae
Source: the annotation of a GenBank genome assembly
AUGCCUGCGUGCAGCAUGGCAAUGACGCCCGUGGAUGAAUGGAACGAGCUGGAGCAGCGUGACCAUCAUGUGAUCAUGUCGGAGGAGCUUUUUCAGAAGGCGCGAGCACAAUUCAAUCGUGGGGAGGUCGUUUACCUCCACCAUGUUGUGGCUGUGGCUUUCCCGGAGCUUCCUACAAUCAAUGCGGCCCGGAAAGCACUUCGCCAGGGACGGGUCCUUCUAGACGGCCGCGAAGAGCGUGGCCACGACACGCUGGCGCCAUCGGCCGGAAGCUGCUUGACAGCUCGGCUUGGCAGCGUGGAUGACUUCAUCCCAGAAGUCGAUACCGUGCUCUCGUCUUUCAACGAAAAGUCCGAGCGCUUGGAAGCCCGAAUUCACCUGCUGCAGGAGAGUCGCAAAUCAGGCUGGGCAGUAGUGAACAAGCCAGCCGGGCUCCAUUGCCGACCCUGCGGCUUCAAUGCAAAGCUUCUCACCUUGGAGGACUACCUGCCAGCGUUGGUUGGGCCGCCCUUGCAGGGGACUCAUUGCAAGGGCCCUCGUGCUUGCCACCGCCUGGACUUCCGUGUUGCCGGACCUGUGGUAGUGGCAACGAGCCAGGAAGCCAUGCGCAGUAUCAAGGAAGCCUUCGAGAACCGACGCGUGAAAAAAGAGUACCGUGCAAUUGUUUGUGGCAGCCCUGCUCGGCUUGGCAAGCAAUGUGUUUCAGUUUCAGUUGAUGGAGAGGAGGCUACCACGCUGGUGGAAGUUCUGCAAACUGUCCCCUGCCCUCACUAUGGCGAGCUGGCGGAACUCAGCCUAGUCCCGAUCACAGGAAGGCACCAUCAAUUGCGGCAUCACUGUUCGGAAGUGCUGGGCACACCAAUCGUGAACGAGGAGGGCGACCGCUGUUCAAUGCUGCUGCCGCUGCAUGGGAGAAGCGAGCUGGGACGCCGCUGCCCCCAUACUUCACGCGAGGUGGUGGCAAUCUGUUUCUGCAGGCCAUUGAGGUCUCCUUUCCAGAUCCCUGCCAGGACUCCGACUGCUAUGUUACGGUGCGGGUACCAGUCUCGCAGCGCUUCCAACGUCUGCUUCGAACAUCGGAACGGGCUUACAACGAGGGCUGGCGCUCCUCAAGCGAUGGAAAGACCUACUGGACAGAUACGUGGCAGGCCCAAGAGCCCUUGCAGCCGGAAAGUUCUAGCUGCAAGCUCCAGGUUGAAUCAAAAGUCGGUUUGA